Messenger RNA from Plutella xylostella (diamondback moth), 1763 nucleotides. RefSeq names its product cysteine-rich venom protein. The record is from RefSeq and is a predicted model, not a curated record. Lineage: Eukaryota; Metazoa; Arthropoda; Insecta; Lepidoptera; Plutellidae.
GCGUUCGCAAACCCAAAUUAUGGCUUUUGAAACGUUGUGUUUAAAAUACUUAAUUAACAAUAGGCUCACAUCGACCCAUGUUUACCCAUGUUAAAUGAAUGCGAAUGGCCGCCACAGUUAAAACAAAUCAGACGCUCGAGAACGCGGGACGUUGCGUCGUUUUGUGUUAAAAACUUAUUUACAAUUAAUUUUGUUAAAAGGUGUAUUAUAUUUUAUAUCUAGUGCCAUUUUGUACACAGAUGUGUGGCGUCUAGUCAUGGUUUAGUCAUACAAAAGUAAAUUAAAUCCAUAUAAAAUGAUGUUUUCUAAACUCAACAUUGUAAGCACACUCAGCAGUGGUUUUGUUUGGAUAUUAUACUAUUUUAUGAUAAACAAUGCAUUUAUCUCGAUUGGUGCCGUAGACAAUAAUAAUUUAAUUCCAUGGGGUGAAAAACAACUAAUUCCCCCGGACAAGAUCCCGUACAUAGCCCUGAGUCCACAGAGGGCCACGGUCCGGCGGAAAAUCGUUCUCUACCACAACUUCUUCAGGACUAAAGUGCGGCCCAGCGCCUCCAAUAUGCUCCUUAUGUCAUGGAGUCCCGUGGCGGCGGCGCAGGCGCAGCGCUACGCGGAGAAGUGCGUGUUCCUGCAGCACAACGACCCGCGCGAGAACACCGUGCCGCCGCUCGGCGCCUGCGGGCAGAACCUCUUCGUGGCCGCGCAGAAGACUCCUUGGUUCUUCGGCAUCAAGACGUGGUUCCUAGAGUACCGCAACUUCACGUACGGAGCGCCGAUAGCCAACCUGAGCGUGGUGGGCCACUACACGCAGAUGUCCUGGGCCACGAGCCACAAGGUGGGCUGCGGCGUCGCCUACUGCCCCGGCGGGCCGUGGGGACAGUUCUUCAACUAUGUCUGCCAUUAUUGUCCCGGAGGAAACCUGGACACCCUAACCCAGUACCCGUACAAAGUGGGCAAACCCUGCGCGGACUGCCCCGACCACUGCCUCUCCGGCUCUCUCUGCACCAACCCUUGCUUCAAGAAGGACAUGUACAGCAACUGUGCCGAGCUGGUCACCACUCCUGGGGUCGACGUGUGUAAACUCGGCUACUGCAAUGCUACGUGCGGCUGUGGUGAUAAGGUGCAUAAGAAUUUCCCUUGGAAGUAGACAUACAUACUUAGAUAUAUUUGUUGUUGGAAGUAGAGUAGAAGAGGCGCGCUGGAAUGGUCGGUUUAGAUUGAAUGGUCUUAUGCAAAGUGUGAGCAUUAUAAAAGAUACUUAAUUGUUUAUUAUUGUUGUGGCUUUAGUAAGUAUAUGAUUCAAAAUAUUACAAGUACUUUGGUAAUCUUUAUGAAGCCAUUUAGAGAGCUGCGGUUUAUUAUUAUAAAUAUUAUGAUAAAUAAAUACUUACUUAAGUAAAAGUAAUAUCAUGGUUUCGGUAAUAGUUAAACCGCCUGUACUUCAGUAGCUAACAACCGCAAAAAGAUUUAGAUCGUGUUGUGGGUACCUAUCCCUGGAAUGUUCUAUUCCCAUACAAAGCCAUAUAUAUUAUGUUCAAUUAGUUGGAUGUAGAGCUAUGUCUAUUAUUAUAAGUACUUAUCUAUAAUUACUAUUGUAGGUAUUUAAUUAUUUUUUUACUUUAUAAUAAAGUAUGGUUAAGUUCCUUUGUAAUAUAACUUAAGAAGGUAUUAAAAGUAAAACAUAGUCAUAUUAUUUCCGCUGUAAACGGGGUGCUUGUAGUAUUUACGAAUUAGAUAUUAUUAAACGAAUACUUUUUACCAUUUAA